UUUUUAAUAGCUGGGCAGAGUGGAGGGACCCUUAGUAACCCCAUUCCAUGGCAUCAGUUUAGAAAAGGCAUGGUCACCAUAGCAAACCAUCUGUUUUUUUCAAUAGAUGGGCAGAGUGGAGGGACCCUUAGUAACCCCAUUCCAUGGCAUCGGUUUAGGAGAGGAAUAAUCACCAUAGCAAACCAUCAUCUUUAUGCAAUGCCUGAGCAGAGUGGGGGACCCUUUGUAAUUCCAUUCCAUGGCAUCAGUUUAGAACAUUUACAAGCACCAUAGCAAACCAUCUGGUUUAUUCAAUAGAUGGGGAGAGUGGAAGAACCCUCAGUAACUCUUUGCCUGUCAUGAGUUAGAAAAGCUACAAUCACCAUGGCAAACCAUUAGGUUUAUUCCUUAGAUGAGCAGAGUGAAAGAACCUCCUAGUAAGCCUUUCUAUGUCAGAGUCUUGAUCAUCAUUGAAAACCAUCAGGUUUAUUUAAUAGAUGGGAAGAGUGGAGGAACCCUUGGUAACCAUUUGUGUAUCGAGAGUUUAGAAGGCUCAUGAUCAUCAUUGGAAACCAUCAGGUUUAUUUAAUAGAUGGGAAGAGUGGAGGAACCCUUGGUAACCAUUUGCGUAUCGAGAGUUUAGAAGACUCGUGAUCAUCAUUGGAAACCAUCAGGUUUAUUCAAUAGAUAGACAGUGAAAGAAUGCUUAGUAAGCUUUUCCAUGUCAUCAGUGAGUGAAGAAGAGUCAUGAUCAUCAUUGCAGACCAUCGGGGUUAUGCUAUAUGGAGAUGGGCAGACUGGAGGAACCCUUAGUAACCCUUUGCAUGUCAGUUUAGAGCAGUCAUGAUCACCAUUGCAAAUCAUCACAUUUGUAAAUACAUAAGCAUUUAUAUUUCAUCCAUUUGGAAUAGGUAUGGUCACCAUUGCAGACGAUCAGGUUUAUUCCAUCAAUGGGCAGAGUGUAACCAAUAGUAACCCUUUGCAUGUCAUCAGUUUAGAAAUAGUCAUGAUCUCCAUUGCAAAUAAGCUUAUUCAGUAUGGAGAUGGGCAGAGUAACCCCUAGCAAGGCUUUGCAUGUCAUCAGUUUAGAACAGUCAUGAUCACUAUUGCAAACGAUCGGGUUCAUUCAAUAGAUGAGCAGAGUGGAGGAGCCCUUAACAACCCUUUGCAUGUCACCAGUUUGGAAUAGUCAUGAUGAUCAUUGCAAACUAUCACGUGCAUUCAGUAGAUGGACAGAGUGAAGGAACCCAUAAAAAGCAUUUACAUGUCAUCCAUUUAGAAUAGACAUGGACACCAUUGCAGACAAUUAGGUUUAUUCAAUCAAUGGGCAGAGCAUAGUGUAACCCAUAGCAACCCUCUGCAUGUCAUUGCUUUAGAAUAGUCAUCAUCGCCAUUGCAAACAGGCUUAUUCAGUAUGGAGAUGGGCAGAGCAGAGUAACCCCUAGCAAGGCUCUGCUUGUCAUCAGUUUACAGCAGUUAUGAUCACUAUUGCAAACGAUCGGAUGAUUGCAGCCACCAACCUCGUUGUUUUCCACUCCCUGCCUGUUUUGACUUGAAAAGACCAUGACAGAAGUCUUUCUAUCAGCUCUUUUAAAUGUUACUCAAAGCACUUUGCUGGCAAGUGGCUCAUCUACUGGGAAUGUCACAAAAUGCACUCUGACAAAGACAGGCUUUCAAUUCUAUUACCUCCCCGCUGUGUAUAUAGUGGUUUGUAUCACAGGAUUUAUCGGUAAUAGUGUGGCCAUAUGGAUGUUCAUUUUUCACAUGAAACCAUGGAGCAGUAUUUCCGUCUACAUGUUCAAUUUGGCACUGGCAGAUUUUUUAUACAUCCUCUCCCUCCCAGCCCUAAUCUUUUACUAUUUCAAUAAAACAGACUGGAUAUUCGGAGAUGCCAUGUGCAAACUGCAGAGGUUUAUAUUUCACGUCAACCUGUACGGAAGCAUCCUAUUUCUGACUUGUAUCAGUGUUCACAGAUACACAGGGGUAGUACAUCCACUUAAAUCACUUGGGAGGCUCAAGAAGAAAAACUCCAUCUACAUCAGUGCUCUGGUCUGGUUCAUUGUGAUUGCUGGUAUCUCUCCCAUCCUGUUUUUCUCUGGGACAGGCAUCAGGAAAAAUAAAACCAUUACAUGCUUUGACACAUCAUCUGAUGACUACUUAAGAAGCUACUUCAUCUACAGUAUGUGCACCACUGUCUUUGGCUUCUGCAUCCCUUUUCUACUCAUUCUGGGAUGUUAUGGAUUAAUCGUUAAAGCUUUGAUCUACAAAGAUAUGAACAAUGCUCCUCUGAGAAAAAAAUCCAUUUAUCUGGUUAUUAUUGUCUUAACUGUCUUUGCAGUUUCAUACCUUCCUUUCCACGUGAUGAAGAAUCUGAACUUGAGAGCCAGACUGGAUUUCCAGUCCCCUGAAAUGUGCUUCUUCAACGACAGGGUCUACGCCACCUACCAAGUGACUAGGGGGCUCGCAAGCCUCAAUAGCUGCGUAGACCCCAUACUCUAUUUCUUGGCAGGAGAUACCUUUCGGCGGAAGCUAUCAAGGGCAACUAGGAAAGCAUCUAGAAGAAGCGAAGCGAAUGUGCAAUCUAAGAGUGAAGAGAUGACUCUCAACAUCUUAUCGGAGUACAAGCAAAAUGGUGAUACCAGCUUGUGAAGACAAAGAACUGGAUUGCUCAAGACACCCAGCUGUUAGCACUAUGGGAUGCAUUAGCUCAAAUGAUGGCUGUGUAGAGAUUUUUUUUUUUUUCACGGGUUAAAGUCAGUUGACAUCCUGAGGCGGGCGAGAACAAUUUAUCCAAGAGGAAGUAGAAAGUUCUAUGGUUUGGGGACAGACAUUUGCAUUCCCACCACAAAGGAACAAAAAGGGUGUUCUAUUUCUUGUAGUAUCUCCACAAGUUAAACUAUUUCAUUUUUUUUAUUUUACAAGUUAUUCCAGAAUUUACUGUGAAUACGUUUUGACUACUGCUAAUAUGGUGAAGGAAUGUAUCUCAAUAAAAGUUAUGUGCUGAUAUUUAAAAAAAAAAAGUAUUACUAAAUUAGCUGAUAUUUUUGUGAACCUGCUUUUCUCUAAAGCAAUGGACUUUUUUUUUUUAUUAUUCUUCUGGAAAGACUUUUUCAUUUUAGAAUAUUCUUACAUAACAGAAUUGAACAUAUGUGGAGGAAGCAGGGAAUAGCUGCUCAAUAUUAAUUAUCACUCUCAAUUUAGGCAUGUCAAUUAAAAAGAAACCUAGACAACACACUCUGGCCGUUAUCAAUAUGCUGGGUGACAAGAAAGUUGUCCAAACCUGUUUUUUUAUUUUUUAUUUUACUGAUAAUGUCUGUUGUGAUCAAAAGGUAAAUUGCAUACCCAUCUCAGUUAGACUUGUAUAUGCGGCACUUGAGAACGUAAAUUUGUAUUAUGGCUCUUUAGAAGAGCAUUUAUAGUCCGUGACAGUUUUAUUGCACAAGAGAAAGGACUCCUAUAUAUAUUUUUUUUAAAGCAUUUCAAAAUAUUAACGAUAUAAGGAACAAGGCAAAAAAAAAUGUAGUAAUCUGGAUCCUUGUAUACAAGGGCUCUAUAUGAUAAAGGUUAUUACUACCUACCUAAGCACUAUUUACUUCAAAAAUACCAGUGGAUUGUUUGUAAAAGACUAAUCGUGUUAGUUGAGAGUAGAUGGUUUCGAUAUAUAUAAAACUUGGCUACUAUGGGAAGGAUGUAUGCUGGCAGGAUGGAAGAUAACGUACCCUUUUGUCCUCCAGAGCUUGCCCUGGUACCACUAACUACUGAGAAACUCAAAUGUGUGUGCGCAUUUCUUAACUAUAAACUGGACAUCGAGACUUUUUUUAUUUUUUAACCUGCUGCCCAGCAGCUAAUAUUACAAUAAUUUUCUUGACCUGUGGCAUGGUGUAGCUGUAUAUCAUGUCCGAAAAAUGAAUAUAUGAAGGGAUAAAUGUGAUCUCUAUGUUAAACGUACUGUGUAUGUUUGGAGUAUCGUAUGUGUUUUAAUGCUCAUGUGAAAAAUGUUUUAUUUUUGUACCAUUAUCUGUAAUUUAAUAUAGUUCAGUAAAUCUGUUUUAUCUGUAAUUUAACAGUGCCAUUGACUUGAUUUGCCUAUGGAGACAGUGUUACUUGACAUUUUGAAGCCUCUCUCAGGUUUUGUAGACUGACCGAAACGUAAUGUGUUUUAACUUUCACAAUAAAAAAGGGUAUUCGUUUCUCGGA
This is a messenger RNA of Rana temporaria (common frog), 4176 nucleotides long. RefSeq names its product purinergic receptor P2Y1 (gene P2RY1). The record is from RefSeq and is a predicted model, not a curated record. The coding region runs from base 1543 to 2628 and encodes 361 amino acids. The transcript has 2 exons. Gene Ontology annotation, molecular function: G protein-coupled ADP receptor activity; G protein-coupled ATP receptor activity; A1 adenosine receptor binding. Lineage: Eukaryota; Metazoa; Chordata; Amphibia; Anura; Ranidae. Gene Ontology annotation, biological process: relaxation of muscle; platelet activation; phospholipase C-activating G protein-coupled receptor signaling pathway. Gene Ontology annotation, cellular component: plasma membrane.